CUUCCACAGCUAGCUGUAACCGGCUAGCGAGUCUGUUGACGACUCGAGUUGACACCCUCCCCAAACCUCGGCAGCAGCUAAGCUGCACAGUCGACAUGGCAAGAAAAUAUCGCAACAAUUUCCUAAAGAAAGAUGAAAAUCUUCCAAGUCUUUUGGAAUGAUAUUCAUCACGCGAUGUGAUACAAAAUCCACAAUGUGUGAGGACAUUUAAGAACAAUUGAGUUCGGAAGAAAAAUUCUUGAUUCCAGUGGAAUCUUUCAUAUAUAUUAUUAUUAGUUUUUUUCUCUGUGUUAAAGCUUAAAUACAUUUACACCCACUCGUCCCAUCAACAUAUAACCAUGCCAGUGCAAGCACCACAAUGGACAGAGUUCCUGCUGUGCCCCAUCUGCACGCAGACAUUUGAGGAGACUGUUCGCCGGCCCAUCAGCUUGGGCUGUGGACAUACUGUCUGCAAGAUGUGCCUGAACAAGUUGCACCGUAAGGCCUGUCCCUUUGACCAGACAGCCAUCAGCACAGACAUCGAGCAGCUACCUGUCAACACAGCCCUGUUGCAGCUGGUGGGAGGCCAGGUUCCUAAGGCUCAGCCAGUUGCCUUGAUUACCAGUCCAGAGGACUCGCAGCAUUAUGAGGAGGCCCGGCAGUGUGUGGAGGAGCUGGCCCUCUACCUCAAACCUCUCAGCAACACCAGAGGUGUGGGCCUGAGCAGCACGGCCCAGAGCAUGCUGAGUCGACCUAUGCAGAGGAAACUAGUAACUCUGGUCCACUGCCAGCUGGUUGAGGAGGAGGGUCGCGUUAGAGCCAUGAGAGCUGCCCGCUCUCUGGGUGAGCGAACCGUCACCGAACUCAUCUUGCAGCACCAGAAUCCACAGCAGCUCUCCUCCAAUCUGUGGGCCGCUGUGCGUGCACGAGGAUGUCAGUUUCUUGGCCCAGCCAUGCAGGAGGAAGCUCUAAAGUUGGUUCUUCUUGCUCUAGAGGAUGGCUCUGCUCUGUCCAGGAAGGUGUUGGUUCUCUUUGUGGUCCAGAGACUUGAGCCACGCUUCCCGCAGGCUUCUAAGACUAGCAUAGGCCAUGUGGUGCAGCUCCUCUACAGGGCCUCCUGCUUCAAGGUGACCAAACGUGAUGAAGAUUCAUCCCUGAUGCAGCUGAAAGAGGAGUUCCGUACUUACGAGGCUCUGCGGCGCGAGCAUGACUCUCAGAUAGUUCAGAUUGCCAUGGAGGGUGGGCUGCGCAUCGCACCUGACCAGUGGUCUUCUCUGUUAUAUGGAGAUCAAUCUCACAAGUCACACAUGCAGUCUAUCAUAGAUAAGCUGCAGACCCCAGCGUCUUUUGCUCAGAGUGUCCAGGAGCUGACGAUUGCCCUGCAGAGGACCGGAGACCCAGCCAACCUCAACAGGCUGCGGCCCCACCUGGAACUACUGGCCAACAUUGAUCCCAGUCCUGAUGCUCCCCCUCCCACAUGGGAGCAGCUUGAGAAAGGGUUGGUAGCAGUGAAAACAGUGGUGCAUGGCCUGGUGGACUUCAUCCAGAACCACAGCAAGAAAGGAGCUGACCCUCAACAGCCUCCUCAGCACAGCAAGUAUAAGACAUACAUGUGUCGUGACAUGAAGCAGAAGGGAGGCUGUCCUCGAGGAGCCAGCUGCACCUUUGCUCAUUCUCAGGAAGAACUGGAGAAGUAUCGUAAAAUGAAUAAGCGUCUGGCAGCGCGCCUCCCUGGCUCAGGAGGGCUCAUGCCAGAUGAGGGCCUUCCUCUCGAUGUAGCAGUCACCCGGAAGCCUUCACCCCUCACCAACGGUAGUGGUGGACACUCUUUGCCCCAGCUCAUUGCCCGUGGCACCGACACAGUCCCAUAUGAACUGUUGCGUAAACCCAUGAAGAUGGAUGGAGGGAGUCCCAGUGCCCCAGGAUCACCACCUGAUGGCAUGGACCCUGGGCUACCCAAACCUGGUAUGCCUCUGCCACCUCAUGCCAUGGCCCACCAAAGGAUGUCAGUGGACCACCUCUCUGGGGUGAAGCACAUGCCUGUGGUAGCCAGAGGUUCACCGGUGUAUACCCAGCCACCGCACCCUGAGAUGUGCUAUGACACCCGCCCACCACCUUCUGCUUCUCAGUAUGACCCCCCACAAUACCCCACAGGGUACCCCUACCAACAGCCACCACAGUAUGUCCCCCGGGAUUACAUGCGUAACCCUCCUCCCCCCAGUGAGUCAGGACCCCCUUACCAGGACCCCUACCCUGGCUACGGCCCUCCAGAGCGCCCCUACCAGGCCCCUCACUCUGGUCCACCUUUCUCUUACCCUCACCCUCAACACCAUGACCGAGGUCGCCACGGGACCUACACUGGCCCACCACCUCCCCCACAGCCUUACCCAUCUCAGAGGGAUGGCCUGGUCAGAAUGAGUCCCGCACCUCUGGAUAUGCCCCCACCAUCAGCAGGACAGGCUAACUCCCUUUAUCACCAGGAGCCUAGUGCCCGUGAUAGAUACCCUCCAGAUGGUUACUAUACACAGAAUGCCCAGCCUCCACCCAUGAGGGCUUAUGGCAGGGGGCCAUCAUAUAGUGGUUCACAGCCCAGCCUGGACUACCUGCACAGACGUCGGCAGGAGCUGUUAUCCCAGCUGGAGGAAAGGAAAGUCAUCUCCCCUCCACCAUUCGCUGCCUCCCCCGUUUCUCAUCCGUUCCCCAGCGACUACCCUCCAGAGUAUGGCGAGGAGAGCUCCAAAAACAUGGUGAAAUGCAGAGAGCCUGACUAUGCAGGGCAGUACUCUCCCUGGUCUUGUGAAACCAUUGGCUCCUACAUUGGCACAAAGGAUGCCAAACCCAAAGACGUUAUGGUUCCUGGUACCAUGGACAUGAUGAAUGCGGAGGCUAAGGGUCUGAGGGAACCAUCGCUGGAGGCUCCUCGGAGGGGUGCAGAAGUCAAAGACGAUGACCCUAUUAUCCCAUUUGGCCCCCAGCCUACUGUGUCACGCUUCGGUGCCAUCUCCCGCACCUCAAAGAUGGGCUACCAGACCACAGGCCCUGUGCAGGCUAUGGCCUCCACGCCCCAGAACCCAAGCUCUAAACAUAUGGCCAUGUCAGAAUACACAUAUGGGAGCCAUGGAGGAUGGGGUGGAGCUUCAUACCCCUCCCACCAGACUGCCUCCUCCUCUCAGGGACAUUUCAGUGAGCGCCUUCCUAUGGCAGCCCCAGACAGAGAACAGUUAAAGAUUGAGCUGCAACAGGUCAACCAGCAGAUCAACCAACAGACCCAAAUGCGAAGCAUGGAGGCUGCCAGUAACUCUUUACUGCUGCAGAGGGAGGCCAGUGCAUUGGCAGGCCAGCCUGGGCAGCCCAGCCAGGGCCAGGUGUCAGUAGCGCAGCAGCAGGCCAAGUGGCCAGCAGGGGGAGCAAGUACAACAGCAGUCUCCAGUGAACAGCUAAGCAUGGAGCUCCACCAGGUGGAGAGAGAGAUUGGCAAGAGGACCCGUGAGAUGGCUUUGCAGGAAAACCAAGUAGCCCAUGAUGUUCAGCAGUACAAGAUGAAAACGGCAGAGAAUGGACAACCAGAGCACAAAACUCAGCUGGAAGAAAUCUCCCUGGCCCUUGGCGAGGUGUCAAAUGGCUCCAGCAGUCUGCAAGAAAGUGCAGUGGGCGGGUCCAUGCUGUCACUGACCAAUAAGACGUCUGCAAUGAGCCUGUGCUCUGAUCCAGGUGCCACUGGGUCAGAGAUGCAGAAGAAUGGCGUCGUCCAUUCCUGCUCUUAGGCAGUACACACUUACACAGACACAUACAUACACACACGCACACACUCAAGAUGCUCAAUUGAAAAGCAUGCACAGGCACACAUACACCCAUUCUAUUUAGAAGAUGAGCAGUAUCUGCCGUGAUAUGAAUUUUCUUUCUUUUUGUUCUGUGAAUGAGCUUUUUUUAAUGACUUUCCUUGCCUGGAAACCAGAGCAUAUGAUAACAUUUCUUGUGUGUGUUUAAUUAUUUUCUUUUUUUUUUUGUACUGGGAUUAUAGAUUAACAAGGCUCACAA
Messenger RNA from Perca fluviatilis (European perch), 4017 nucleotides. It is a transcript of the gene rc3h1b, whose product is annotated as ring finger and CCCH-type domains 1b. Lineage: Eukaryota; Metazoa; Chordata; Actinopteri; Perciformes; Percidae. The record is from RefSeq and is a predicted model, not a curated record. Gene Ontology annotation, molecular function: metal ion binding. The coding region runs from base 339 to 3743 and encodes 1134 amino acids. The transcript has 20 exons.